Molecule: messenger RNA, 1838 nt
Organism: Hydractinia symbiolongicarpus
Lineage: Eukaryota; Metazoa; Cnidaria; Hydrozoa; Anthoathecata; Hydractiniidae
Product: centrosomal protein 43-like
Exons: 13
Coding region: 40-1122 (360 amino acids)
Biological process (GO): microtubule anchoring
Cellular component (GO): centrosome
Source: RefSeq, a predicted model, not a curated record
UAUUUUAAAAACAUUUUAGUAGAAUAUUGAUAAACCAAAAUGUCUGUAGAAGAAGAUACAGAAUUAAGAGAUCUUGUAGCACAAACGCUUGAAACGAAUGGAGUAUUGAACAAAAUUAGGGCUGAAUUACGAGCAAAUGUUUUUCUGGCGUUAGAAGAACAGGAUAUCUUACAGAAAAAAAGUAUAUCGAACAAACCAUUGAAGAACUUUCUAGAAACAAAGGAUGGACAAGAAGCUUUCAGUAUUGUGAGAGAAUUUCUUCAGUUUUUUAACUUGGAUUUUACCUUAGCAGUGCUGGAUCCUGAAAGUGAUUUUGCUGGAAAAUCAUCCUCCAGGGAAAACCUAAUUAAUGAUAUGAAUCUGACCAACAUGUCAUCAAACGUACCUGUACUAGUUGAUAUCAUGAAACGAAAGGGCGAAGGAAGAGUAUCCCCUCCUUUUCCAAAAAUUGGUAGCAAAAUUCCUCAACGUAUUGCAGACCCAAAACCUUCCAAAAAUGUUGACAUUAAUAAAAAUAAAGUCACCACGCCAGAAAAAAAGCCAACCUUACUUACAAACAAUGAUGAUGAUGAUGACUUUGAUAAUGAAGAUGAGCUCCUAAAAGAACUUGGUGUCUCUCCUUUAUCACACAAUACCAAUAGUAAAAAAAAUACAAAACCCAGUUGGUUAUCAAGCGACAAUCAUAAGAAAGAUGAGAAAUCAACAUUACCACCACAAGUUACUGGUCUUGGCUCCUUAAAAAAUGCACCACCUCUUGGUGGACUUGGUAAAAAUGCUUCACUUACACAAUCACCUUUAGAUGUGACGUCACCAGAAUGGGAUGAUUUAAUGAAAAUUGAUCAAAAGAUUAGUGAACUAGGAUUUGAAAUACCAAAAGAAGAUACAAGUUACAAAGAAAAGAAAAGUUCGUUAAAGGAUUCUGAUUUCAAUUAUGAUGAUGAUUUUAACCCGUCAAGUUCACAAAAAAGUGAUGGUUUGAGUAUUACAGAAGAAAUUGAAGAUGAUAUAUCAAUAGGAAGUUUUGCUGGAAGCAAGGGUGACGAAGUGUUAACAACCGAUCAAACUGUUUCGCAGAUCAGUGGUGUAGGAUUCGACUAUGGUGAGGAUGCUGAGUUGUACUGAGGAAAAAUGGAAGAAAGAUAUUAUUUUGUUUAAUAUAUUACCAUUGUGUGCAUGUUUAAGUAGAAUUCAGUAUAUAAACUUUAACAAAAUUAAUUUGCUUUUAUGUUUCAAAAGUAUAACCUUGAAAGUUGAGAAUCACUCAAGAUAAAAAAUCAGUGGAAGAUUAUUUCAGAAUAAUUGUGAAAAAUCUAAUUUUUGGUGUGGGUAAUAGUAUAAUUAAAAUCAAAUUUUACAAAUAUAUAUUAUUUGGAGUGAUGAAUUUUAUUUUAAUUUCUUAUCUUUACUUAAGGAAGUUGUGUAGUAUUGGUUUGUCAAAAACAAUGGUCCAUACACACUGUCAUAUUUCUUACAUUGUUUUAAAGAAAGCAUUAAGGUGUUGUUACAUUGUCUGUAAUGUGUAAGCAACAUCUAUUUAAAGUAUCUAACAAAACAAUUUCAAAUUUAGUACUCUACGCAACUGUAUAAAUCAUUUGUCCACAAGUGUCAGUGUGCAUUAGUUUUAUUUAUUAUGUAAAGUUUAACAUGUCAUGUUUUUUGCUGAUAAAAACAUUCUACAUUUUACAAAGUCUUUACUAUUCUCUGUGGAUUAACUGGAGUUGUUUUGUAUUUGUUCUAACUUAAAGAUAUUGCAUAGUAUUGAUUUGUCAAAGUAUGGUCCAUACACACUGUCAUAUUUUCCAUAUUCUUGUUUUAAAGAAAGCAUUAAGGUGUUUUUA